AUGGACGCGACGCUGCAGUGCUAUCUCACGGUGCUGAUGGUCGAACUCAACACCAGGCCGAGUCAACCACCUUUCUACUCUCUAUUCUUCUACUUAUUCUAUACAGAAUAUAACCUUCUCCUACUCUGCUUCUCCAAGACUUCCCUAUCAUCUCCCAAGGAACCGGGCCUGGAAGAUCACAGUCAGUUUGAGAUUGUCCGCAAAGAGUACUUUGUCAGAUUUAACUUCUCGCACGAUUUCAUUAACGUAGAUGGUGAAAAGGAGCGGCCCAAGAACUGA
Dibothriocephalus latus is the source of this 279-nucleotide messenger RNA. The record is from the annotation of a GenBank genome assembly. NCBI's taxonomy places the organism in Eukaryota, Metazoa, Platyhelminthes, Cestoda, Diphyllobothriidea, Diphyllobothriidae.